Molecule: messenger RNA, 2175 nt
Organism: Impatiens glandulifera
Lineage: Eukaryota; Viridiplantae; Streptophyta; Magnoliopsida; Ericales; Balsaminaceae
Product: WD repeat-containing protein WDS homolog
Exons: 4
Coding region: 332-1891 (519 amino acids)
Molecular function (GO): protein binding
Source: RefSeq, a predicted model, not a curated record
UCUUCUCCAGUCCCCCGAUAUGGAAAUGCUGCGCUUAUCUCAGCCUGAUCAACAAUACUCUGCUCUGUAAUUUCUUCUUCUUCUUCUCUAGAUUCCCGUAAUGUUCCCACUCUGUUCCAGAUUUAAGCUCAAAAGGUAACUGCUUUCUACCAUAACUUUCCCAUAUCCCUUUCCACUUUACUGCAAUUUAGGUCUCCUUCUUUUCUUUCCUCUGCCCGUCCAUUCAUUCAUUCACUUUCUCUUCUCUUUCUUUCUCUCGUUACUUGCAAUUCUGGGUUUAAGAUGUAAUACCGGUAACUGUUUUCUCUGAUCGAUCGUUGCUUAAUUAAUAAUGGAGAAUUCCACGGCACCCAUUGGCUCAAAAGGCCUAAUCAAGAAGCAUGAAUUUGUCAGACUCAUUCUUCAAUCUCUCUACACGUUGGGCUACAGAAAAUCUGCAGAUAAGUUGGAAUUGGAAUCAGGCAUUUCAUCCAAAUCUAAGGAGUUUGGAUUGCUUGAAUCCUACAUUCUUACUGCUAAUUGGGAUGCUUGUAUAGAUAUUAUUUGUGGACUUCAACGAAUAACUGAUGAAACACGUGCUUCAGCUUGCUUUCUUAUAUUGAAACAAUGGCUGCUAGAAUUUUCUAUUAAAAGAGAUUAUUCUUCUGCUAUAUCGGUUCUACGCAAAAAUAUCUCAACUUUGCAUGUGGGUAAAGAGAAUGUUCGUAGUCUUGCAUUUGAGGUGUUAUCUGGGAAGGAUACUCAGUUGGGAGAGAUUAAUCACGAUUUUAUUCUUCAACUGAGGAAAACUCUUUUGAAUGAUAUGGAAAAGUUGCUUCCUCCACCCAUUACAGUUCCGGAAAGAAGAUUGGAAUAUCUUGUUGAGAUGGCUGUUACCGCUCAAAUUGAUUCGUGUAUUUAUCACAACUCGCCUGAUCCUUUAUCAAUUUACCGGGAUCAUAAAUGUGGACGAGACCAGAUUCCUACCGAGACAAAUCAGAUUUUGGUGGGCCACAAGAAUGAAGUUUGGUUUGUGCAAUUCUCCAACAAUGGGGAGUACUUGGCAUCAUCUUCAAGUGAUUGCACAGCUAUCAUUUGGAAGGUACUAGAAGAUGGUAAUCUCAUCUUGAAGCACACUCUAAGAAGCCAUCAAAAGCCUGUAUCUUUUGUGGCAUGGAGCCCAAAUGACUCGAUGUUAUUGACGUGUGGGAAUAUGGAAGUCCUUAAACUAUGGGAUGUGGAAACUGGCACGUGCAAGCAUACAUUUGGAAACCACGAGUUUACGGUUAGCUCAUGUGCUUGGUUCCCUGAUUCAAAAAGGCUAGUUUGUGGAAGUUCUGAUGAGGAAAAAGGCAUCUACAUGUGGGACUGUGAAGGGAAUGAGAUAAGGUCUUGGAAAGGGACUAGAAUGCCUAAGGUUCUAGAUCUUGCAGUCACACCUAAUGGGGAAUAUCUUAUAAGUGUCUUUUCGGGUAUCGAAAUUCGGAUACUUAACACGAAGACCAAUUCUGAGCGGGUCAUUUCCGAGGAGCGCAUAACGUCCCUUUCUAUAUCUGCCGACAGCCGUUUCUUCCUUGUUAACCUUAACAGUCAGGAGAUCCAUAUGUGGGAUGUUGCUGGGAAAUGGGAAAAACCGGUCAAGUAUAGAGGCCACAAGCAACAAAAUUAUGUUAUUCGCUCGUGCUUUGGUGGGUUGAACAGCUCGUUUAUUGCAAGUGGCAGUGAGGAUUCACAGGUCUACAUUUGGAACUGUAAAUUUCCAGAGCCAAUAGAGAUUUUGUCUGGGCAUUUGGCAACAGUGAAUUCUGUCAGCUGGAAUCCGAAAAGGCCAAGGAUGUUAGCUUCGGGAAGCGAUGAUCAAACAAUUCGCAUAUGGGGGGGACCUAGCAGCAGUUCCAGAAGCUCGGCCUGAGGAAAUCCGAGGAAACUCUUUGUGUACAUAUAAAACAUUCUUUUAUAGUCUUUGUUCAGUGCGGUCGCACAUUAUGUGGCUCUAACUUUGCUCCUUGCCACCAAAUUUUGGGUGUUUUUGAUCUGUUCUGGAUCGCCAUUUGUUUUUCCACAAGUUCUGAAUACAUUUUUGUUAUGCAUUUUCGUGAACAUACUAGCUUAGAUGAUGUAAAAAUCAUUUCCCAUACUUCAGGAGAAGUUGAAUAUUUGUUCAUCUUCACAUCAAUUUGAACUGAAGAUUAAAUU